AUGGAGAAGGAUGAGAUCCACCUGCGCAGGCUGCCGCCCGCCGCGCCCUGGGGACCGCACACAGACCACAGGGAGUUUCAUGGGGUGGAUUUUCUGCCAGAAGAUCUCAACAAAGCUCCAGAGGAGCCAGGGAUGAGGGUGAACAAGAAGUACUCCUGUCUGCCUGCUGAGGAGAAGGGCAUCCACAUCAUCAACAUCCGAGCUAUCGAGGAUAUAGGCUAUGACCAGCACGAGAGCACAUUAUUAAAUUCCCUCUCCAAAAACCCAGAUGCUGACUGCAAAUAUGGACUCUACUUCAGAGAUGGCAAGAGGAAAGUAGACUACAUCCUAGUUUACCACUACAAGAAGUCCUCCUCAGCAAAGACGCUCAGCAGGAAAGUUCAUCACAACGAUUCUGGUGUCCAAAGCACCAAGAAGGACCAGCCCCUUCCUGGGAAGGGAGUGCAGCUGGAAAUGGGGGAAGGUGAACCCCAGGUGGAUUACCAUGAAGAUGACAAGAGGUUUCGCAGGGAGGAGUACGAAGGGAACCUCGUGGAGGCUGGGCUGGAACUGGAACGCGACGAGGAUACUAAAAUCCAUGGGAUUGGGUUUGUGAAAAUACACGCCCCGUGGAACGUCUUGUGCCGGGAGGCAGAAUUUCUUAAGCUCAAGAUGCCCACGAAGAAGAUGUACCAGAUCAAUCAGACCCACGGGCUUCUGAAGAAGAUCAACUCUGUGGCUCAGAAGAUAACGGAGCCCAUCCAGCCAAAAGUGGCAGAGCACAAACUUCAGACGGUGAAGCGUCUCUCCUACCCCUUCUCCAGGGAGAAGCAGCACUUAUUUGAUUUGUCUGACAGAGAUUCCUUCUUUGACAGCAAAACCAGAAGCACCAUAGUUUAUGAAAUAUUGAAAAGGACAACAUGUACCAAAGCAAAAUACAGCAUGGGGAAAGGAGAGGGAAGAAAGAAGGAAAGUGCCCUCUUAAAUAAAAGACGAAAGUGUGGUAAAUAUGGUAUCACCAGUUUGCUUGCCAACGGAGUUUACAGUGCUGCUUAUCCUUUGCAUGAUGGUGACUAUGAAGGUGAAAAUGUGGAGCCCAAUGACAGGAAACUGCUGUGUGAGGAGUGGGCGAGCUAUGGAGUCUUCUACAAGUACCAGCCAAUUGACCUUGUGAGAAAAUACUUUGGAGAGAAGAUUGGACUUUAUUUUGCCUGGCUGGGAGUUUAUACACAAAUGCUUAUUCCAGCUUCAGUUGUAGGGAUCAUUGUUUUCCUGUAUGGCUGUGCUACCGUGGAUGAGAAUAUCCCAAGCAUGGAAAUGUGUGACGAGAGAAACAACAUCACCAUGUGCCCCUUGUGUGACAGGACAUGCAGCUACUGGAAGAUGAGCUCUGCUUGUGCCACUGCUCGUGCAAGUCACCUGUUUGAUAACCCUGCCACUGUCUUCUUCUCAGUCUUCAUGGCUCUCUGGGCUGCCACCUUUAUGGAGCACUGGAAGAGAAAACAGAUGCGUCUCAACUACAGGUGGGACCUGACUGGGUUUGAAGAGGAGGAGGAGGCAGUCAAGGACCAUCCAAGAGCAGAAUAUGAAGCUAAAGUUUUAAAAAAAUCCCUGAGGAAAGAGCACAAACAUAAAGAGACAGAUAAAGAAAAGCUGACGUGGAAGGACCGAUUUCCAGCCUAUUUAACCAAUUUUGUUGGCAUUAUCUUCAUGGUGGGGCUGACGUUUGCUAUAGUGUUUGGAGUCAUCAUCUACAGGAUCUCGACGGCAGCGGCGCUGGCCAUCAGCUCGACGCCCUCAGGCCGCUCCAGCGUCAGGGUCACCGUCACAGCCACCGCCGUCAUCAUCAACCUGGUCGUCAUCAUCAUCCUGGAUGAAGUCUAUGGCUGCAUUGCAAGGUGGCUAACUCAGAUUGAGGUGCCCAAGACUGACAAGAGCUUCGAGGAGCGGCUGAUCUUUAAGGCAUUCCUGCUGAAGUUCGUCAAUGCCUACACCCCCAUCUUCUACGUCGCCUUCUUCAAAGGCCGAUUUGUUGGACGUCCAGGAGACUAUGUCUACAUUUUCCAUUCCUUCCGAAUGGAAGAGUGUGCUCCAGGUGGUUGCCUAAUGGAGCUGUGCAUCCAGCUCAGUAUCAUCAUGUUGGGCAAGCAGCUGAUUCAGAACAACCUGUUUGAGAUUGGCAUCCCGAAAAUGAAGAAAUUCAUACGCUACCUGAAGCUGAAACGCCGCCACUCCCUGGACCACGAAGAGCACGUGAAGAGGAAACAGCGCUACGAGGUGGACUACAACCUGGAGCCCUUUGCUGGACUGACCCCUGAGUACAUGGAAAUGAUUAUCCAGUUUGGGUUUGUGACUCUGUUCGUCGCAUCCUUCCCCCUGGCUCCUCUCUUUGCUUUGUUGAACAACAUCAUUGAGAUCCGUCUGGACGCAAAGAAGUUUGUCACUGAGCUGAGGAGGCCGGUGGCAGUCAGAGCAAAGGACAUAGGAAUCUGGUAUAAUAUCCUCAGAGGAAUUGGGAAACUUGCUGUCAUCAUAAAUGCAUUUGUGAUCUCAUUCACAUCUGACUUCAUUCCACGCCUCGUGUACCUGUACAUGUACAGUGAGAAUGGCACCAUGCAUGGCUUCGUCAACCAUACGCUAUCCUCUUUUAAUGUCAGCGAUUUCCAAGCAGGAACAGCUCCAAACGACCCCCUGGAUCUUGGCUACGAGGUUCAGAUAUGCAGGUACAAAGAUUAUCGAGAACCCCCCUGGUCUGAGAACAAGUAUGACAUCUCCAAGGAUUUCUGGGCUGUCCUAGCAGCAAGAUUAGCAUUUGUGAUCGUUUUCCAGAACUUGGUCAUGUUUAUGAGUGACUUUGUGGACUGGAUUAUCCCAGACAUUCCCAAGGACAUUAGUCAGCAGAUUCAUAAAGAGAAAGUUCUCAUGGUAGAGGUCUUCAUGAGAGAAGAGCAAGGGAAGCUGCAAAUGCUAGAAACGUGGAAAGACAAGGAGAAGAAAAAAGGUGAAAACUGUAACAACCACAGCCCCAGGCUCACCAGAAGCCGCAGUGGGAGCUUGUCCUCCUGCCACUCCUAUCCCCUGGAGGUGUAG
Messenger RNA from Indicator indicator, 3069 nucleotides. RefSeq names its product anoctamin 1 (gene ANO1). The transcript is spliced from 27 exons. Gene Ontology annotation, cellular component: plasma membrane. The record is from RefSeq and is a predicted model, not a curated record. Gene Ontology annotation, biological process: chloride transmembrane transport. Lineage: Eukaryota; Metazoa; Chordata; Aves; Piciformes; Indicatoridae. Bases 1 to 3069 code for a protein of 1022 amino acids. Gene Ontology annotation, molecular function: chloride channel activity; protein dimerization activity.